UAAUUGAUCAGCUGAUACGGCUGAUAAGCUGAUAAAAUUGUAAACAAAUUAAAGGUUUUUACCCGUGUUGUUAAGUUUUAUAUAGCAAAAUUGUAAACAAUUGUAACAAGUGUUUUCUUAAUUUGUUUUGUCAACAACAGUUAAUAAUUUUGAACCUAUAUUAUGAUGAAAUCAUAACCAGUUACCGCGAUGGAUAUAAACAGCUUACCUGUGGAAGCUUUCUUAGAAAUUCUGACAAAUACAGACGGCUUAACAUUAGGAAAAUGUCGCAGAGUGUGUAAAAAAUGGCGGGAUAUCAUAGACGGGACGGACGUGUUAUGGCAGGCAAUGUGUCGAAAAGAGUGCAAAUACCCUGCCAGGAUCGCCAAGAAAAAGGCUGGUAAUGAAUGCAAAUGGUAUCACAUAUACAAGAACAUGAAAAACUGGGCCAAAGUCACAUCAUUCGAAAGAAAAGUCCGUGAGUUUUAUAAAUUUUCGCUGCAUGAUAAAAAUCACGCUUUGGAAAUUGAUAGCAAUAUUUUGCCACUGAGGGAUACAAAUGGUGUAGUUCUUUAUGAUAUGAAUACUCUGAAAUAUAUUCCAGUCACAGUUCCGGAACGAAAAUGUUCGAAAAUAGCUAACAAUAACAACGUAACCGUUAUUAUGUUGAAGACAGAUUUGUUUGUACAAAGAACAGUUGACAACGGAACAUUCAUGACGGAAGUAGUUUUCAAAGCAGAUAAUUUCCUUCUACACGGAGACAUACUCUUCUUUUACAACAACAGAGAUGUGUACAAGUGUGAUUUAAUUUACCAAAACUUGUUAGCUGAUUUAAUUUUACACUGUGAUUUUGAUAUAAAAGAAAUUCAGUAUAAUGAUGGUGUAUUACACAUUUUUACUGAUUGUGGGCAAAUAGUCAAUGUUACGAAUGAUAAAAAAGUGUCAGUACAACCAAUCAAAAUACCAAAAGAGUGGAUAAAGCAAAUAAAAUAUGUGAGCGCAAUAAAUGAUAGAAAUUUCGUGUGUUACUCACGGAAUUUGUUCAAAAUAGAAACAGAUAAUUACGAACACUUAUAUUUAGAUUUUCCACCUAUAACGGCUUUGUUUUUCUAUGGUGAUAUAACAUUGAUUGGUACGAAAGACGGAGAGAUCCUCUUGUAUCGUCUAGCCGAUCAGAAAAGAGCGGUGAAGCCUAAGUUUGAGGUGCUUGGUACACUACCAGAUGGAAAAUUUGCCGUACAAUUGGAUGUUUGCGAAAGAAAAACCGGACCAGUAAUUGUGGCAUCAACAUUCUUUGAAAUAAUGCUUUUGGAAAUAAACUUUUUCCCACAUGAGAAAGAAACCAAGUCAUCAUAUCCGAUGAACAAAUUGUUGAUGUACAAACGUUUAUUGAAACUUCGAGAAAGACUGCAACAUCAGUGAAUUAUUUAAUGUAAUUUUAGUCACAGGUGCAGAAAGGAAGUUUUAAGUUAGCGCUUUUAUUCAGCUUAAAAGGUAUAAUAGAUUUGUAUUGAAAUGAUUUUAAAAUGAUAAGCACUUGCUUGAGCAGUGUAGGAACACUUUAAGGCGCUACAUUCAGAUGACAUGUACCUCGAUGCGGGCGAGAGGCUCACCCCGCGCGGGGCUCACCCCCGACCAGCUUGCCCCGCUAGAUCGCCGCCGCCGCGGGUUACGUGACCUCACGUAACCCGAAUAAAGUUUGCGAAUGCAAUGGAGUCCGCAUCAGAAUAUUUUAUUGUUUUGAUACAAUAAAAUAAUUUUACAAAAAAACAUACAUAAUAUAUUAAAUUACAUUAUAAGCAAUGAUAUAGUUGCGGAUGUAUGCAAAAAUUUUGUAUAAAAUGAAUAAGUUUGUAAUGGUUUUAAAAAAACUACUCGUAAUUACUUAUUCGAUUUCGUUCAAUCAAAGGUAAUUUACAUAGUAAUGUACCUAUAUCAUAUAUUUUUAGGGUUCCGUAGCCAAAUGGCUACGGAACCUAUGGUUUUCUAUAUAUGGUUUUCUAUCUUGGGUUGUCGUUGAUGUCGGCGUCGGAAUAAUGCCAUGACUAUCUAAGUCCAUAAUAUCAACUGUCGACUCCACACCAUCCGCACUUCUCUGUUCGGACAUUGUCAACGACGAUAUCGGAGACAAUUUAUUUUUCCUAAAAAUUAAUAACAAUCAAAUAAUGGGAUAAUGAUUGUGAUCGUGCCAAAUGAAGAAAGCGAAGAAAAGUAAACCCUGCGACGUCUUGCAGCUGAGGAGGUACCCUGAAUAAUACAGUUACCUAGGAGUAAGUACCUAUAGAAAAAGACAGAACAAUCAUCCAGUAAAAAGUACUGUUUCCGUAGGCAAAGACCAGGGCAACAACUAGUGACAGUAUAACCGACGGCGGCGGAGCUGUUGUUUGUUGUUGUUUUAUCUAUCUAUCUACCUACUGCCGCCCCGCCACAAGCCGGUAUCAAAUGAAAUAUUUUUCACCUUCAGUGUUUGCGGAGAAAAUCUCAGUAGGCAUCUAUAUGUCUAUCUAUUAGUAAGUGUAAUUAGUACCCACCAUCUUAAUUGUCCCAUAUGGGAAGCUCUUCCAAGUUUUUUUUUUAACAUGCUAACAUUUAACAUGUUAACAUGACGUAAAAUUAUACACCUAUUUACACUAAACGAAACAAAUAAACUGUAUUAAAAACUAACCUAAACUAUCUAUAAUAUAUUUCAGAAAGUACCAAAAAAAAAAAAGUAUCAAAAUCCACGAUCCUAAAUACCUACGUAAUAUCACCC
This is a messenger RNA of Amyelois transitella, 2731 nucleotides long. RefSeq lists its product as uncharacterized. The transcript is spliced from 2 exons. The coding region runs from base 190 to 1401 and encodes 403 amino acids. Gene Ontology annotation, molecular function: protein binding. NCBI's taxonomy places the organism in Eukaryota, Metazoa, Arthropoda, Insecta, Lepidoptera, Pyralidae. The record is from RefSeq and is a predicted model, not a curated record.